UUUAUUUCGCAACAGUAACGAUGUCAACGCCUUCAACAAUGCGAAGACUUAAUGUCAAAAUAGCUGCUGGAGCAGUAGUUUGCGAUGAAAGUAUCCUAAAAGGUGACAUAACUAUUGGACCCAGGACAAUAGUCCACCCUAGAGCAAGUAUUCUCGCAGAAGACGGACCGAUUGUCAUCGGCGAGGGAAAUAUUAUUGAAGAAAUGGCUACAAUUGCAAACAGACUACCUCCAGACUCUGAUGUUGAGUGUCCCGUGCUAACUAUUGGCAGUUUCAAUGUAUUCGAGACGGAUUCUCUCUGCGAAGCUCUUAAAGUCGGCGAUAAUAAUGUCUUAGAAACAAAAGCAAAAGUCUGUAGAGAAGUCGAGCUGACCAGUGGGUGCGUUGUAGGAACGUCAUGUUCACUGAUUGAAACUGAAAUAGUGCCUGAAAAUACUAUUAUUUAUGGGUCGGAUUGUCAUAGACGUGAAAUGAAUGAUAAACCUUACCCCCAAGUUGGUCAGCUGGAAUUUCUAGUGAGGGUUUUACCAAAUUAUCAUCAUUUAAGGAAACCUAACAUGAAAUUAGUCAAAAUAGAUCCGCAAAAUUAA
This is a messenger RNA of Cotesia congregata, 590 nucleotides long. Lineage: Eukaryota; Metazoa; Arthropoda; Insecta; Hymenoptera; Braconidae. The record is from the annotation of a GenBank genome assembly.